AGUGAAUCGGACUAGAAAGAGAGAGAAGGACAGAUACCAGAAGCCCAUAACUGGAAAGGAAAUGGAAGAAACAUUACAAGCAUCAGCAGCUCCGGCUCUUUCAACGGCGCAAGAUGAGGAAGAUGCUUUUGCAAAGGUGCAGGGUCUCAGUGAGGAGAUGCUUCGGGAGAAGAGACGGCAUUUGGGUCCCCGCUACAUCGGAAAAGAGAAGGUGACGUCUGAGGAGAUUGCAGAACUCAUAGAAGAGUAUUACAGCUUGGAGAAGCUAGCUCGCUUUCUCAACAAGAGAGACGCUUUGACAGGGGAGUUGAAAUACAAGGUGAUACCGUUGCAAUUUCCGGACGAGCUGGUAUGCGAUUCUACGAUUGUGGCGGAGAUCCUACAAAACAAGCUAGACGAGUGGAACAAGGAGUUUCAUGAUGCUAAACAUGAGGCAAAGGCCGCUGACCAAGAAGAGGUUGAUUUCACCACGUCCGGUGGUGCUGUGGGCAUGUCGAGAGACAUCGAGUCGGUAGAGAAGACGAUAGACAGCAAGACGUGUGGUGGAAAUUGCGGGUCCCAGUGUAAGAACAAAGACAAGUUCCACCAAGAGGUAUGGAUUCUUGCAGACACUUCGUAUUCUCCGUGCUGCAUCGACGAGACUGCUGCAGGUCAUGUCGGUGGCGAUAUCGUGGUCCACUUCGGUGACGCGUGCCUAAACCCAGUGGAAAAGCUCCCGUCGUGCUACGUGUUUGGAAAACCGUACGUGGAUCUCGAGGCAGUGCUCAGCACUUUCCGGUUUAGCUUUGAGGAUAAAACUGAAAAAAUCGUGCUCAUGGCAGACACACCGCACAGUCAUAUCUUGCCUGCAUUAUACGAGAGGUUGCAUGCUGAGAACUACGAGAACCUUGUUGUUGCACACGUCGACUACGAAAAGUCGGGCAAAAAAUCGAAGGUGAUUGAUGGGUACGAAGUCUUGAUGACGACCGGUGAAGGCCGGGCCCAGAUACGCAGCGUGAACAGAAUACUUUCCGGGUUCAAACAACUGGACAUCAACGACUACCUGGAAACAGUUGAUUUCGAAGACGAGAAUUUUGAGGAGAGCGCCAAAUUCGAUGGCCUUACACAGGAAUACUCGUUGUUCCACAUCACGCGUCCUCACGACGCACGGAUUCUACAGCUCAGCACGAAGUUCGGCGCUCUGAAAGUGCUUGACCCGAAAAACGUUCAGCUCGUGUACGACCAGUUCCCCACCAUGAUGAAAAGAUAUAGAAACAUGCAGGUUGCCCGUACGGCGUCCACCGUUGGGGUGUUGGUGAACACACUCUCGCUAGCAAACACGCGGGUGCUGUUGAAUCAUGUGACGAGGUCAAUUGUUGAGGCCGGCAAGAAGCACUACAUGUUUGUCGUCGGCAAGCCGAACGUGGCGAAACUUGCGAACUUCGAAUGUGUCGAUGUGUGGUGUGUGCUUGGGUGCGGCCAGUCGGGCAUUAUCAUUGACUCUUUUGGUGACUAUUUCAAGCCGAUAAUCACGCCGUACGAGCUCAAACUUGCCCUCAUGCCACAGGUGACGUGGACAGGGCGGUGGGUGACGGACUUUGACACAAUGCUUGCGCACGACGGGGCCGAAGAUGGGGCUGCAGAAGAAUCUCUGGAAAACCCAAGCGCAGAGACCGGCGACAUUCACACCGAGGGCGACAAUGACUACGCUCCCGAGUUUGACCCUGUCAGCGGGAAGCUGAGAAUGUCCCAGCCGCUCCGCCAGCUUCGACACCUCGAGCUCGAGCUCGAGCUCGAGGGGAACCGUACUAGCAGCUCUGCCGGCGACAACCCCAAUGAGUCCAGUCUUGUCAAGAAGCUUUCCGGCACCCUGGCCGUGGGUAAGACUGUUUCUACGUCAGCCUUGGGGCUUCAGGGCCGCCAAUGGACUGGUCUUGGAAGCGACUUUGCCCAAGACGACGGCGUAUCUUCUGCGGAGGGUGCCCGUGUCGAGGAAGGCCGCACGGGCCUUGCCCGGGACUACUCCGCUGUCUAAUGACCACCCGCCCGUACCCCCAUUUGUAAAUGCCUAUUUAGGAAACAUACCCGGCCACGGCGCCAAAUUCAUGUUGCCAGCGAGCCCCCUCUCAGAAGAGCGAGGCGCUGCUGGGGAAGAAGAGAGGUCUUCUAGCUGUCAUAAGAUCAGUCUGGAAGGACGACGGGUGGAGUUAGUGGCUUGCUAGGGGACAGACCAGAGGCAAGUGCAAAUACACAAAACAGCACAGCAAUGGGAAAUAUACCGUCG
Molecule: messenger RNA, 2263 nt
Organism: Pichia membranifaciens NRRL Y-2026
Lineage: Eukaryota; Fungi; Ascomycota; Pichiomycetes; Pichiales; Pichiaceae
Exons: 1
Coding region: 62-2014 (650 amino acids)
Biological process (GO): protein histidyl modification to diphthamide
Molecular function (GO): 2-(3-amino-3-carboxypropyl)histidine synthase activity
Source: RefSeq, a predicted model, not a curated record